Messenger RNA from Onychostoma macrolepis, 768 nucleotides. It is a transcript of the gene snrpd3l, whose product is annotated as small nuclear ribonucleoprotein D3 polypeptide, like. Gene Ontology annotation, cellular component: SMN-Sm protein complex; U4 snRNP; U12-type spliceosomal complex. The coding region runs from base 121 to 507 and encodes 128 amino acids. The transcript is spliced from 4 exons. Gene Ontology annotation, molecular function: RNA binding. The record is from RefSeq and is a predicted model, not a curated record. NCBI's taxonomy places the organism in Eukaryota, Metazoa, Chordata, Actinopteri, Cypriniformes, Cyprinidae. Gene Ontology annotation, biological process: RNA processing; spliceosomal snRNP assembly.
GUUUCAGGAAAGGGCGGGGCUUUUGCUUUCAGCUGCAUUGUGGGAGCGGGAAAACGCCGCAAAUACUCACGUUGGUCAACUGUGAGGUUUUCUGAGAAGCCGUUGAUACAAGAUUAAAACAUGUCUAUUGGUGUUCCCAUCAAAGUCCUGCAUGAAGCAGAGGGUCACAUCGUGACCUGCGAGACAAACACUGGUGAGGUGUACAGAGGCAAAUUGAUUGAAGCAGAGGAUAACAUGAACUGCCAGAUGUCCAACAUUACAGUGACAUAUCGAGAUGGCAGAGUGUCCCAGCUGGAGCAGGUAUACAUUCGUGGCAGCAAAAUACGCUUCCUCAUUCUGCCCGACAUGUUGAAAAACGCCCCCAUGUUGAAGAGCAUGAAAAACAAAAAUCAAGGUGCAGGAGCUGGAAGAGGCAAAGCUGCUAUUCUCAAAGCUCAAGUCGCAGCAAGGGGCCGAGGUCGAGGAGGGCCAGGAGGAAGGGGAAAUAUUUUCCAGAAAAGACGAUAAUGUGAAUCCUGUUUCAAUCACGGUGUCAUUUUGUACAGGUUUUUUUUGUUAAUGAGAAAUUGUGUGCUUUUUUCUGGUUUGGUAAAUUUGGUGAUCUUGAAGUUUUGUUGACUUUGUAACAGUUAUUUUCACUUUUUUCUCAUAUAAUAAAGUUGUCUAAUUAUAGAAGAAAUCUGUUUUAUCAAUGCUGCUAAACCAUUCCUUAAUUGUAUCGCACUGCAUUUAUUAACAGAUAAAAAUCUAAACCUCACAACACUUAAA